GCCAACAAGCGCCACCUCCAUUGCCCACCACCACCCCCCAAUCACCGUGUCCCUCAAACCACGCUGUGGAGAAAGGUGGAUGAACCAGCAAAGGAAUGACAGAGAAAAGAAGGAGAGGAACGACUGCCUCUCCUUCAAUGGACGCCCCUGCUCCACAUUAGCAGCAUUUGAUCGUUAGCGGAAGAAACAGAGAAGACACAGAGGAAAGAGAAAGAAGAAGAAGAGGAGGAGGAGGAGGAAGCGGGUGAACAUAAUCGCGCUUUUUUGAGAAAGCGAAAGAGAGAUGGGCGUCCUCUCUCCGACCACCCCAUCAUCCACGACGAUGGUGGUGGUCGUGGUGCAGGUGCUCCUCCAUCUCUGCUUCAUCAUCAUCCCAUCGUCGGCCCAACCACCAGCCAUCCCUUCCUUCGUCCCCGCCGACGACUACCGCAUCGACUGCGGCUCCCCCACCGCCACCACCCUCCAGGACGGCCGCGUCUUCCGCUCCGACACUGAAUCCGCCUCCUUCCUCUCUGCCAAGGGCCACAUUCUGGUGAAGGGACCCUCGUCGCCGGCGGCCCCUUCUUCUCUCUACCUCACGGCUCGGAUCUUCGUGGAGCAGGCCACGUUCACGUUCCCUGUGGCCAGGCACGGCUGGCAUUGGGUCCGCCUCCAUUUCUUCCCCGUCGACAACAGCGAGUUUGAUCUCACGGCAGCCGUCUUCUCCGUCACCACCCCCGACAUCGUCCUUCUCCACUCCUUCAACCUCGCUAACUCCUCCUCGUGGGAGCUCCGCGAGUACCUCGUCAACGCCACCGGCGACCGCUUCUCUCUCACCUUCUCCCCCCUCCGCAACUCCGUCGCCUUCAUCAACGCCGUCGAGUUCGUCUCCGCCCCUAACGCGCUCGUCCCGGAUACCGCCUCCACGUUGGCCCCCGUCAACAGCUUCGCCUUGCCGGCCGGCACCGCCCUUGAGACCGCCUACCGGCUCAACGUUGGUGGACCCUACAUCUCUCCGGGGAAUGACACGCUGGGACGUUUCUGGGCCGGAGACGACCGACGGUACCUGUUGGUCCGGCCCGCGGCACGAAGCGUUAUGGUGCAGCCGACCGCCGUGGCCUUCAACGAGCAGGACGGUGGGGUGUCGCCGCUGAUCGCGCCGGCCUGGGUGUACGCGACGGCCAACGAGAUGGGCCCGUCGAGGCACCGCAACCCCAAAUUCAACAUAACAUGGGAGUUCAACGUCGAGCGGGCCUUCGGCUACCUGGUGCGCCUCCAUUUCUGCGACAUCGUGAGCAAAAGCCUUAACGAUCUCUACUUCAACGUCUACCUCAACCACCGCAUGGCUGCCUCCGGCGUCGACCUCUCGACGCUCACUGGCGAGCUCGCGGCGCCUUACUACCGCGACUUCGUCCUCAACGCGUCCGUGGCUGGAGACAACAUCAUCGUGCAGGUCGGCCCCGUGAACGACGUGUCCCCCUCGAGCGCCAACGCCAUCCUCAACGGCGUGGAGGUCAUGAAGCUCAGCAACUCCGUGGGGAGCCUCGACGGCGAGUUCUCCGUCGCCGGCUUGAGGCUGCAGGCCGACGGCGUGUCCUCCGGGCGCAGCGGCGUCGUCGCGGGUUUGGGCCUGGUCCUGGCGCUAGGGGGGUUCGUGGGUCUGACAAUGAUGGUCAUGAAGUGGCAGCAGCGGCCUAGAGACUGGGAGAAGAGGAACAGCUUCUCGUCGUGGUUGCUCCCGCUGCAGACAGGUCACUCCAGCUUCUUAACGAGCAAAGGGGGCGGGUCGCAAUUCGGCUCGCAAAAGACCAGUUUCUUCUACUCGUCGACGCUUGGGCUUGGCAGGUACUUCACCCUCGCCGAGCUACAAGCGGCCACCAAGAACUUCGACCAGAAGGCCAUCAUCGGCGUCGGAGGGUUCGGUAAUGUCUACCUAGGCGACCUGGACGAUGGCACCCGGGUCGCCGUCAAGAGGGGGAACCCGCAGUCGGAGCAAGGGGUGACGGAGUUCCAGACGGAGAUACAGAUGCUCUCGAAGCUCCGGCACCGGCACCUCGUCUCCCUUAUCGGCUACUGCGACGAGAACUCGGAGAUGAUACUGGUGUACGAGUACAUGUCGAACGGGCCGCUGAGGGACCAUCUGUACGGGAAGAACCUCUCGCCGCUGUCGUGGAAAAAGAGGCUGGAGGUGUGCAUCGGCGCCGCGAGGGGGCUGCACUACCUGCACACCGGCGCGGCUCAGGGAAUCAUUCACAGGGACGUGAAGACGACCAACAUCCUGCUGGACGAGAAUCUAGUGGCAAAGAUGGCCGAUUUCGGGCUGUCGAAGGCCGCGCCCUCCAUGGAGCAUACCCACGUGAGCACGGCCGUGAAGGGCAGCUUCGGCUACCUCGACCCCGAGUACUUCAGGCGGCAGCAGCUGACGGACAAGUCAGACGUCUACUCCUUCGGGGUGGUGCUCUUCGAGGUGCUCUGCGCUAGACCAGCCAUCAACCCGGCGCUGCCGAGGGAGCAGGUCAACCUCGCCGAAUGGGCAAUGCAGUGGAAAAGGAAGGGCCUGCUGGAGAAGAUCAUCGACCCACACCUCGUUGGUUCCAUCGCUCCUGCCUCGCUCAAUAAGUUCGCAGAGGCUGCCGAGAAGUGCUUGGCGGAGUAUGGCGUGGAUCGGCCGUCCAUGGGAGACGUACUCUGGAACUUGGAGCAUGCCUUGCAACUGCAGGAGGCAUUUGCUGCUUCUGCUGAUGCUUCAUUUUCUACCUCGAGUGAAGCUAAACAGGAGGAUGAUAAUCCUGCCGUCCCGCCUCCCGGCCAGGAGAGUUCCGCUUCAGUUCCCAUCGAUGACCAGGGGUACUCAGAGACCGAUAAUUCCCGGACCGCGUUGUUUCCCCAGAUGGGCAUGCAAGGAAGAUAAAGAUGCUGUAAUUUGUUUAUCUACUUUUCUAAUUCUCCCUCGUUUCGACGACUGGUUCUUUGAUUUUUCUUCUAUCGUGUGGCUUAAUUUGUACUAUUUUCUUCGUGUUUCUUUACGAGAGUCGUUUUCAUUCAAGGCACGGCAGAGAAAGGAAGUUCUGUAAUUUGAUUGGGAUCUCAGGUUAUAAGUCGAACAUGAUAUGUAGUUCUACCUUUGUUAGGGUGUUGCAAGUAAUUGAGAAACAAUAGCUCCAACGAA
Molecule: messenger RNA, 3148 nt
Organism: Nymphaea colorata (pocket water lily)
Lineage: Eukaryota; Viridiplantae; Streptophyta; Magnoliopsida; Nymphaeales; Nymphaeaceae
Product: probable receptor-like protein kinase At4g39110
Exons: 1
Coding region: 284-2890 (868 amino acids)
Biological process (GO): protein autophosphorylation
Cellular component (GO): plasmodesma; plasma membrane
Molecular function (GO): transmembrane receptor protein tyrosine kinase activity; ATP binding
Source: RefSeq, a predicted model, not a curated record